Choloepus didactylus (southern two-toed sloth) is the source of this 2920-nucleotide messenger RNA. RefSeq names its product zw10 kinetochore protein (gene ZW10). The coding region runs from base 93 to 2432 and encodes 779 amino acids. Gene Ontology annotation, biological process: mitotic spindle assembly checkpoint signaling; endoplasmic reticulum to Golgi vesicle-mediated transport; mitotic cell cycle. Lineage: Eukaryota; Metazoa; Chordata; Mammalia; Pilosa; Megalonychidae. Gene Ontology annotation, cellular component: nucleus; chromosome, centromeric region; RZZ complex. The transcript has 16 exons. The record is from RefSeq and is a predicted model, not a curated record.
GGCAGGCCGCGCGCCCAGACCGCUGGCGCGACUGCAGCGGCUAACUGGCUGUUGGAGAGAGACGCUGUUCAGCUUUAGUGCUCGUCGUGGAGAUGGCCUCGUUCGUGACGGAAGUUUUGGCACACUCGGGAAGAUUGGAGAAGGAGGAUCUGGGCACCCGGAUCAGCCGCCUGACCCGGCGGGUGGAGGAGAUCAAGGGCGAGGUAUGCAGUAUGAUCAGCAAGAAGUACAAUGAAUUCCUUCCUAGCAUGCAGAGUGCACAGGACCUGGUUACUCAGGUGGAUAAGCUAUCUGAGGACAUUGACCAGCUGAAAUCCAGGAUAGAGAGUGAGGUUCGCCGGGAUCUUCAUGUAUCAACUGCUGAAUUUACAGAAUUGAAGCAACAGUUAGAAAGAGACUCAGUAGUCCUGAGUUUGCUUAAACAGCUACAAGAGUUUUCUACUUCUAUUGAAGAGUAUAAUUGUGCAUUAGCAGAGAAGAAGUAUGUCACUGCUGCUCAGUGUCUGGAAGAGGCACAGAAAUGCUUGAAAUUAUUAAAAGCCAGAAAAUGCUUUGAUUUAAAAAUGUUGAAAUCUCUCAGCAUGGAGCUCACAAUACAGAAACAGAACAUACUUUAUCACCUUGGAGAAGAGUGGCAGAAACUGAUUGUAUGGAAGUUUCCACCAUCAAAAGAUACCAGUAGCUUGGAAUCUUGCCUACAAACAGAACUUCAUAUAUGCACUGAACAAUCUCAGAAAGAAGAGAAGAGCCCUGUGCCACCCAUUAGUUCUGUUCUCUUGGCAUUUUCUGUUCUUGGGGAGCUACACACCAAACUUAAAUCAUUUGGACAGAUGCUACUGAAGUAUAUCCUUAGGCCUUUGGCCUCUUGCCCAUCCCUGCAUGCUGUGAUAGAAAGCCAGCCUAGCACAGUCUCCUUUCAUUUUGAAUCUGUGAUGACUGACUUGGACUAUCCAUCACCAUCUGAAGUGUUUACAAAGAUCAGAUUGGUACUGGAAGUGCUCCAGAAACAACUUCUAGAUUUGCCUCUUGUCACUGACCUAGAAAAUGAAAAAACAUCUAAGAUCACAUUGACCGAGAUGUUUGGUGACAUGAUAUGGGAGGACUUGUCUGAGUGCCUCAUUAAAAACUGUUUGGUUUAUUCUAUUCCAACAAAUAGCAGCAAGUUACAGCAGUAUGAGGAGAUCAUACAGUCUACUGAAGAAUUUGAAAAUGCCUUAAAGGAGAUGAGAUUUUUAAAAGGAAAUACAACUGAUUUGCUGAAAUAUGCCCGUAACAUCAAUUCUCAUUUUGCUAACAAGAAGUGCCAGGAUGUGAUUGUGGCAGCCAGAAACUUAAUGACCUCUGAAAUUCACAACACUGUGAAGAUUACUCCUGAUUCUAAGAUAAGUGUGCCAGACUUACCUGGUCCUGAUGAGGAUGAGAAGCUAGAAGGACAAAAAAUAUCCAAAACUGAGUACAAUGAAGUGGUGAAUCUAGAGCCUGAAAAUACACUGGACCAGCAUUCCUUUUCUUUGCCGACAUGCCACAUCAGUGAAUCUGUGAAGAGAUUAAUGGAACUCGCCUAUCAGACUUUACUAGAAGCAACGACCAGUAGUGAUCAGUGUGCUGUGCAACUUUUCUACUCAGUGAGAAAUAUCUUCCAUUUGUUCCAUGAUGUUGUACCAACAUAUCACAGGGAGAACCUUCAAAAACUGCCCCAGUUGGCAGCCAUUCACCACAACAACUGUAUGUAUAUUGCUCAUCAUUUGCUGACCCUUGGGCAUCAGUUCAAGUCACGUCUUGCCCCCAUUCUAUGUGAUGGCACUACUACUUUUGUAGAUCUUGUUCCUGGCUUCCGGAGACUUGGGACAGAGUGUUUUUUAGCCCAGAUGCGGGCGCAGAAAGGAGAACUUCUGGAAAGAUUAUCAAGUGCAAGGGACUUUUCAAACAUGGAUGAUGAAGAAAACUAUUCUGCAGCAAGCAAAGCAGUCCAUCAGGUACUGCACCAACUUAAGAGGCUUGGAAUUGUGUGGCAGGAUGUCCUGCCGGUAAAUAUAUAUUGCAAAGCUAUGGGGACUUUACUCAGUACAGCAAUUUCUGAAAUCAUUGACAGAAUCACGGCACUAGAGGACAUCUCUACUGAAGAUGGUGAUAGAUUGUAUUCCUUAUGCAAAACAGUGAUGGAUGAAGGACCCCAAAUAUUUGCACCUCUAUCUGAAGAAAGCAAGAACAAGAAAUAUCAAGAAGAGGUUCCAGUCUUUGUGCCAAAAUGGAUGCCUUUCAAAGAACUGAUGAUGAUGCUACAAGCCAGUCUACAAGAAAUUGGGGAUCGGUGGGCAGAUGGAAAAGGACCUCUGGCAGCUGCAUUCUCGUCCAGUGAAGUGAAAGCUUUAAUUCGUGCCUUGUUCCAGAAUACAGAAAGAAGAGCAGCUGCCCUUGCUAAGAUUAAGUAACUCUAUCUUAAUGAGAAAGCCAUGUCUUGACAAUGUGGAUUCCUGUCUUGGCACAGUCACUGCCUUAAAGACUUCUUGGAAUCACCAUUGGUUUUGGUGAAUCAAUAUAUCAUGGAAGUUUGACUUGAUAUAAGAACAGCUUAUCUCCUGGUCUGUAUCAUGCUUUGUUGAAGAACUGGAUGUUAAGAUGUAGAGCAAAGAACCUCAAAUUGUUGACUUUCUGGCCACCCUCUCUCAGUAAGACAAACUGUAGGGCAGCAUUAUUUCAUGCUGCUUGCAGAGUCCUCUGGGAAUUAUAUACCUUGUAAAGGUAGGCCCUGGCCUCAGACCAAGUAAUGCAGGAGAUUCCAAGAGUCAGGGUGAAAAAUUGGUGAGCAAAUGGGAGAUAUUUGGGGCGUGGGGAGUAGGGGCACCAUAUUUGGCCUUGCCGGAAUCAAGAAGACUUCCUGUAAUAUUUCUUCCCAAUAAAUACUGCUUUUCAAAUUUAA